Molecule: messenger RNA, 1922 nt
Organism: Lotus japonicus
Lineage: Eukaryota; Viridiplantae; Streptophyta; Magnoliopsida; Fabales; Fabaceae
Product: putative E3 ubiquitin-protein ligase XBAT35
Exons: 9
Coding region: 204-1568 (454 amino acids)
Molecular function (GO): protein binding
Source: RefSeq, a predicted model, not a curated record
UUUCCCCAUUUUCUCACUACUUCACAUUUUCCAGGAAAUUUCUCUGAUUUUCCUGGAAAAUCAUUUUAUCAUUCAAUUCAAUUCUACCUAUUUUCCCAUUUCAUACCCAAAAAAAAAUCAACUUCUCAUUUCCUGUGAAAUUUUAUACAUAAAGUAAACCAAAAAAAAAUCCCAAAAUUUGGUUGGGAAUUCGUAUUUACCUGAUGGGGCAAGGACAAUCCAAAAGCGAGUUGCUCUACCAGCAAGUCAGUUAUGGGAACUCCGAAGGAAUCAAAACCCUUCACAGAGAAGGUGCAGGCCUUGAGUGGAUGGACAGAGAAGGGAAGACACCUUUGAUUGUUGCUUGUAUGAAUCCUGAGCUUUGUAAUGUUGCUAAAACUUUGAUAGAACUUGGAGCCAAUGUCAAUGCUUAUCGUCCCGGACGUCAUGCUGGGACUCCAUUGCAUCAUGCAGCUAAAAGGGGCCUUGAAAGUAUUGUUAAGUUACUUCUAGCGAGUGGAGCCAAUCCUUUGGUCUUGAAUGAUGAUUGUCAAACUGCUCUUGAGGUUGCCAGGGCUAAAGGACACAGCAAUGUUGUUCGGGCAAUUGAGAGCCAUCUAUGCUUGUUCUCCGGUUGGUUGCGGGAGUUUCAUGGACCUGGGUUUCUAGAAGUUGUAGCUCCGCAGUUGGUAUCAAGAAAAGUUUGGGUGGCUGUUUUACCAGUUGGCUCCCGUAAUCUUACCCGACCUUACAAGUUGGAGCUUGCCGUGUAUUCUUCUUUGCAGGAAGCACAACCACGGACAAUUAUUCCUCUGUGGAAAGCCAAUUUGGAAGAACCAAAGCUUCACCAGUCUGAUCCGUCGGUGACAAUCGCUGAUUUCACUUCAAGAAAACGCUUUAAAUUUGGGCCUGCAAGUGAGAAUGAUAGGCAACAACUUACAUGGUUUUCUAAUGCUUGCAAAGGAAUUCCGCAGGCAAAUCCAGCAUUUUUGCUAAGUAAUGUGACUACAGUUCCCCCAACAGCACCACCAGCUGCAGAAGAUCCAGAGUUGGCUAUGGCUAUCAAUGCAUCCAUUCAGCAUGCCUUGCAAGAAAGGCCAACCGUUCCUGACGCCCAUCCAAACAUCGAAGCAAGCUCUUCAGUCAGUGGAGUGGAUACAAGCAAGCAUGGUUUUCUGGGUACACCAAAUCCAGGCACAAAUUUUAGUGAGUCUGUACAUGAAGCUAACACAGGUGUCAGUGUUUCAGCUGGCCUUCCUAGUGGUCUGGAUUUCAAUCCAUCGGCUCCUCCUAUUAAUGAUGAAAUUCCAGUAGAUGGCCCCAUUCAUUAUCCAUCAAUCGAUUUAAGCCCUCUGGAUAUAUCAUCAUCAUCUUCAGCUGUUGAGAAGCUACCUGAAGAAGGACAAAGUGCUGGUGAAAUCGGUUCAACAUGCGUGAUAUGUUUAGAUGCUCCUGCAGAAGGGGCAUGCAUACCUUGUGGCCAUGUUGCUGGAUGCAUGUCUUGCUUGAACGAGGUGAAAACAAAGAAAUGGGGUUGCCCUGUGUGUCGAGCUAAGAUAGACCAGGUCAUAAAGUUAUAUCGUGUUUGAGAUUCAAAACACUGUCGAGAAGCCUGCAAUGCCCUUGCCUGUUGCAUGAGAGUAGUAACAUAUGUUUAUCAAGAAAAAUGAAAAUGAAUUCCCAGUGAAAAUUUGUUUACAGCUUGAGAGAUGCCAAACAGAAAAAUAUUUAUACUAGAAUUAUCCAGAUCCCACAUGGGGAUUUUGUGAAUAGGUUGAUUUCAUAUGCUUCUUUCUGAGUACUUGUGGGUCCAAAUUAUCUCUUCUGGAAGGUAAAUUGUGUCUGGUGUAAGUUAUUGAUCUCAAAUACACUGCUUAGACUCUGUAAAUUGUGGAAAUUCUGAGGUCUGAAGACUCGGAGGUUUUGUUUUCAAACACAUGAAA